AUGUUCAUCGGGCUUCAAAGACGGACGUGUCACUCGUUGCUCAUCUUGAUUUGUUGUUUUCUACGUGCAAGCCAAAUUACUUCAGCCAUCAUCCCACUCAACCAGUCAACUUCAGGCUCACUUGUACAUCGCUUGGUCAAGACUGCAGACCAACUGGCUGAAGAACUUUAUGAGGAAGGCCAAAAGUUAGGUAAAAUUGAUUCUUUUCGUAACCACAUGAACAUUAUCACAAAAGAUAGCCACCGACGCGCAUUCAAGAAUUGGCUGACUGGAGGACUCGAUGAAUAUGGUAUUUAUUCAGAAAGAGAAUUCAUCGAUCACCUCUUAACUUGGUAUCUCUCCACGAAAGGAAGUAACAAGAUUCAAAAAUAUGUUGAAAGAUAUCCAUUUAGUGGAGACUCUCAGUCUGAAUCCGCAGCUGACCAAGUGGAGAAAUUAAGAUUCCUUUAA
Messenger RNA from Melampsora larici-populina 98AG31, 450 nucleotides. RefSeq lists its product as uncharacterized. The transcript is spliced from 5 exons. Lineage: Eukaryota; Fungi; Basidiomycota; Pucciniomycetes; Pucciniales; Melampsoraceae. Bases 1 to 450 code for a protein of 149 amino acids. The record is from RefSeq and is a predicted model, not a curated record.